ACAACACACAAUACAAGAAUCUCAUAUCUUCCUGUUUCCCUGUCUCUUUCACUCCAAGAUUCUCCUCGUCAACUUGUCUUUGGACGGUUCCUUCUUCAUUAGGGUUUUCCAUGAUCCUCUGUUUCUCUUUUAUGCAGGUGCACUGCACCCAACCAAAGGGUUUGUACAUGAUUCCCAAUUUCAAAAGGUUCAAUUUUGGAGUGACAAUGCAGAGGAGUUACUGCUUCCUACAAGCUUGAUUUUUUCUAUGAUUUGAGUUUCAUGUCUUGUUUAUAAAAGCAUCAUAUCAUAAGAUUCAUAACAAAGGUCACUUUUUGAAACAUGGGUUGUGUUCAUGGCAAGGGUUGCUGUGUCAAAAAUUCUUCAUCUGAUGGAGACUCUAGAAAACAUGGCUUCCAUCAUAGCCAUAGGAAGAAUAUACUUGCUCAGAGAGUAUUGAAAAAUGUUUCUGUUCCUUCCCACAACUUUGUUUUGGAAUAUACCUUUCUCACACUGCGAGGAUACUACCCGGACUCGCUGGAUAAACAAAACCAAGAUAAUUUUUGUAUUAGGACACAAAUCCAAGGUAACCCUGAUAUCCAUUUCUUUGGUGUUUUUGAUGGGCAUGGUCAGUUUGGUAGUCAGUGUUCAAACUUUGUUAGGGAUAGGUUGGUUGAAAAAUUAUCUAAUGACCCUGCAUUGGUGGAGGAUCCUGUUCGAGCUUACAAUUCUGCGUUUGCGGAAACCAAUCAUGAGUUGCAUACUAGUGACAUUGAUGAUGCUAUGAGUGGCACAACAGCAAUUACAGUGCUUGUCGUUGGAGACACCCUUUAUGUUGCUAAUGUUGGUGAUUCGAGAGCUGUGAUAGCUGCUAAGAAUGGGGAUCGGAUUACUGCAGAGGACUUGUCGUCUGAUCAGACACCAUUUCGGAGAGAUGAAUAUGAAAGAGUGAAACUUUGUGGAGCAAGGGUGUUGAGUGUUGAUCAAGUGGAAGGGAUCAAGGAUCCAAAUAUCCAGCAUUGGGGUAACGAAGAAAGUUGGGAUGGCGAUCCUCCUAGAUUGUGGCUUCCACAUGGGAUGUAUCCUGGAACUGCAUUUACAAGGAGUUUAGGGGAUAGGUUGGCGGAGACAAUUGGUGUGGUUGCUACUCCCGAGGUGUCAAUAGUUCGGCUUACGCCUAAUCAUCUCUUCUUUGUUGUUGCUAGUGAUGGCAUAUUUGAAUUCUUGUCAAGCCAAACUGUUGUUGAUAUGACUGCGAGAUAUACAGAUCCCCGUGAUGCAUGUGCCGCUAUUACUGAAGAGUCGUAUAAACUAUGGUUGGAACUUGUGAAUCGAACAGAUGAUAUAACAAUCAUCAUUGUCCAGAUUAAAGGACUUUCUAAUUCAAGUACAUCUGGAGUUGAAUUAAGUGAGGUCAAUGCUGGGACUGCAACGAGAACUCGGAAAGGAACUUCUGAUACAUCUGCUACCACUGAAUUUAAUGUUUACUCUCAGUCAUCUCAAAGAUCAAUUGAAUCGUGAUCGAAGAGAGGGGUAUUACGGAAGCUCUCCAAGCAAGUCUCCUUGUAGUUUCUCCUAAGUGGUACAUUUCUAUGUUCCAACUUUUCUGAGUCUUUUCCAUUGCUCCUGUACAUUUACCGGUAUGAGGUGCAUUGUCUUUGCAGCAAAAAUGGACCUUCUUCAGAAAAUAGAAAUUACAGUUGGUAAAAUUCAAGUUACUUGUUUACCAGCCAUACCCUUUUCAGGAAGAAAAAAAAUGUUUAACCAUACAGAAUCUCAUCUUGAGAAUGGUUUAUUGUAUCAUAAGAUAAUAAACUUUAUCAAAUGUUCCUUAAAUGCCUUUUAUGAUUCAAACAAGCAAUAAUUGAAAUCUGGAUCCUAUUGUCAA
This is a messenger RNA of Trifolium pratense (red clover), 1867 nucleotides long. RefSeq names its product probable protein phosphatase 2C 35. The record is from RefSeq and is a predicted model, not a curated record. The coding region runs from base 322 to 1500 and encodes 392 amino acids. The transcript is spliced from 5 exons. Gene Ontology annotation, biological process: protein dephosphorylation. Gene Ontology annotation, cellular component: cytosol; nucleus. Gene Ontology annotation, molecular function: protein serine/threonine phosphatase activity; cation binding. NCBI's taxonomy places the organism in Eukaryota, Viridiplantae, Streptophyta, Magnoliopsida, Fabales, Fabaceae.